This is a messenger RNA of Thermochaetoides thermophila DSM 1495, 5142 nucleotides long. Its product is annotated as DNA-directed RNA polymerase-like protein. Bases 1 to 5142 code for a protein of 1713 amino acids. Gene Ontology annotation, molecular function: DNA-directed RNA polymerase activity; DNA binding. The transcript has 4 exons. Gene Ontology annotation, cellular component: RNA polymerase I complex. The record is from RefSeq and is a predicted model, not a curated record. Gene Ontology annotation, biological process: DNA-templated transcription. NCBI's taxonomy places the organism in Eukaryota, Fungi, Ascomycota, Sordariomycetes, Sordariales, Chaetomiaceae.
AUGAAUAUCGCACAGCCCGUGGGAUCGUCGCUGGAAAGCGUCGAGUUCACUUUUCUUUCGCCCGAUGAAAUCCGCGCCAUCUCCGUCAAGCGCAUUGAAAAUGACAGCACCUUCGACAGCCUGCUGAACCCCGUGCCGGGGGGUCUCUACGAUCCGGCGCUCGGAUCGUGGGGCGAUGCUCUAUGCCGCACAUGCAACCUCAACCAGGCCCAAUGUCCUGGCCAUCCGGGCCAUAUCGAGCUUCCCGUGCCCGUUUAUCAUCCAGUCUUCAUGGACCAGGCCUAUCGUCUCCUUCGAGCCCAGUGCGUCUACUGCCAUCGCUUCCGACUCCCCCGCCACGAGAUCCACAGGUACAUCUGCAUGUUCCGUUUGCUGCAGGUUGGCCUGGUUCAUGAGGCCCAAAUGAUCGAUUCGUUUUCAGUGAGCGACCUUGGUGAGCAGGUCAGAAAACUGCAAUUGAACGAUGUGCCGGAUAUUGAGGAUGACGAAGCCCAAGAAGAGGGCAACAACAUCCACGACAGCACUAUGCGCACCCGGGAGGCCUAUGUGCGCCAGGUGUUGCAGAACUACAGGAAGAGGGUCAGCAUCGGCGACAUUCGCAAAGGGAAGCAUGAGGGUGCGGCUGAAAUGAGGCGCACCCUGGUCAAGGAGUUCCUCGCCCAGAUGGUUAAGGAGAAAAGGUGCAGGUCUUGCGAUGGCAUCUCUCCUGUUUACCGGAAGGACCGCUGGGUCAAGAUCUAUGAGCGCGAUUUGACCGAAAAGGAGAAGGCCGCCAUGGCUCAAGCUGGAAGGAAGCGGACCGACGCUCUCGCCUUGGCCCGGAAGGCUAAGAAGCACGAGGACGGCAUGAAUGACGAGGGGAUUGCCGACAUGGAAUUGACCGAUGACUCCUCCGAGGAACACGACAGCGAAGGCGAGGGUGAAGAACUGGACGAGAACGGUGAUGUUGUAAUGACGGAUGCCGCCACCAAGACAAAGCAAAAGACCGUCAAGGCCCCGAAACCCAACCAGCGCUACCUCAGCACCAUGGAGGUCAGGGAGCGGCUCAACCUACUCUUUGAACGGGAGCAAGAGUUGCUUUCCCUCCUCUACAGCGCGAAGCCUCGUCCCAAGAAUUCCCCUCCGCUUACCGCAGACAUGUUCUUUAUUACGACCCUCCUCGUCCCUCCGAACCGCUACCGCCCCGAGGCUCGUAUGGGCGACAACCAAAUCUCCGAAGCUCAGCAAAAUAACCUCUACAAAAUGAUUAUUCGAGCAGCGUCGCGGGUAGCACAGAUCUCGCGCGAGAUUGCUGGCAACAAGGAUGCCGCAAAUGAAGGCCGUGCCAUCAGGGACAUGAGCCAUCUGUACCAAGCAUGGACAGAGCUUCAAGAUGCGGUUAACUCCCUGAUUGACCGUGACAAGAACCCGAUCCAAGGCGCAGCCGCAAAGCGGAAUGAGGAAGGCAUCAAGCAAAAACUUGAGAAGAAGGAGGGUCUCUUCCGGAAGAACAUGAUGGGCAAGCGAGUCAACUUCGCUGCUCGUAGUGUCAUUUCCCCCGAUCCCAACAUUGAGACCAACGAGAUCGGUGUCCCCCCUGUUUUUGCUCGAAAGCUCACCUACCCCGAGCCCGUGACGAGCCACAACUUCAAAGAUCUCCAGCAAGCGGUUAUCAAUGGCUGCGAUAAGUGGCCCGGCGCGUCGGCCAUAGAAAACGAGAAUGGCCAGAUUAUCAACUUGCGGUCGAAGUCGCUAGAGGACCGUAUCGCGUUGGCCAACCAGCUUCUGGCCCCGACCGGGAAUAACUUCAGUGGUGUGCGCAACAAAAAGGUUCACAGGCACCUUACCAACGGUGAUGUCGUCUUGAUGAACCGCCAGCCAACCCUCCACAAGCCCUCUAUCAUGGGGCAUCGUGUCAGGGUCCUGCCCGGAGAGAAGACCAUCCGCAUGCACUACGCCAACUGCAAUACCUACAAUGCCGACUUCGACGGUGACGAGAUGAACAUGCAUUUCCCUCAAAACGAGAUUGCCCGUGCCGAAGCCCUCCAGCUGGCCGACACAGAUCACCAGUAUAUUUCCGGCACGGCCGGAAACCCGCUUCGUGGUCUCAUCCAGGAUCACUUGUCUGUUUCCGUGAUGUUGUGCAGCAAAGACACCUUCUUCGACCGGAGAACAUACCAGCAGCUCAUCUACGCCGCUCUUCGGCCAGAGAGUGGCCACAUUACCGGAGAGAGGAUUGAGCUUGUUCCUCCUGCGAUCUUCAAACCGGUGCCGCGCUGGACUGGCAAGCAGGUGAUCACCACUAUUCUAAAGAAUAUCCGGCCUCCAGACUGCGGCGACUUGUGGAUGAACAGCAGUGCCAAAAUCAAGAGCCGCAGCUGGGGCCCUGACUCGAUGGAGGGGACUGUUAUGUUCCGCGAUGGCGAGUUUAUCUCUGGUAUCCUCGAUAAGUCACAGUUAGGUCCGAGCGAUGGCGGCUUCAUCCACGCUGUCCACGAAGUCUACGGACCAUCUGUUGCCGGAAAGCUUCUCAGUGGUAUGGGCCGGCUGCUGAACCGGUACCUGGCCAUGGUCGCUUUCACUUGCGGCAUGGACGAUCUUCGCAUGACACCAGAGGGCGAGAAGAACCGCAAGGAGAUCAUCAAGGCAGCGGCUAACAUUGGUCUGGAGGUAGCUGCUAAGUAUGUCUCGCUUGAGGAUCAAAAGCCUACCAAGGAUGACCCACUACUCUUGGAGCGCCUGGAGGAGGUUCUCAGGGACGAUAAGAAGCAAGAGGGUCUUGAAUUGCUUACCAACCAGGCCUGCGCGAAGCUUUCUACUGCCAUUACAGAGAAAUGCUUGCCCGCUGGCCUUGAGAAGCAGUUCCCCCAGAACCACAUGCAAAGCAUGACAAUUUCCGGUGCCAAGGGCAGUCCCGUCAACGCCAACCUUAUCUCUUGCAACCUGGGUCAGCAAGUCUUAGAAGGUCGUCGCGUACCUGUCAUGGUCAGCGGUAAGACUUUGCCCAGCUUCAAGCCCUUCGACACCGACGUGAGGGCGGGUGGUUACAUCGUCAACCGUUUCUUGACGGGCAUCCGCCCGCAGGAGUACUACUUCCAUCACAUGGCCGGUCGAGAAGGACUGAUCGAUACGGCCGUCAAAACAUCUCGCUCAGGCUACCUGCAGAGGUGUCUUAUCAAGGGCAUGGAAGGCCUCAGGGUUGCGUACGACUCAACGGUGCGUGAUUCGGAUGGCUCGGUGGUGCAGUUCCUGUUUGGCGAGGACGGCAUCGACAUCUCGAAGCAAAAGUAUUUGAAUGACUUCGAAUUCGUCCUGCGCAACCUUGACUCCCAGCUUCCGCAGAUCCGGUACCAUGAGCCCGGCGUACAGGCGCUGUUCGAGCACAAGGAUGAGGUCAUCAAACGAAUGAAGAGUGCCAUCCGGUCGGCCAACAGCCGUGAUCCGCUGAACCCGGUGCAGAACGAGCUCGACCCCAGCACGUUCGGCUUCGCGACAUCAGAGAAGUUCUUCGCCAAGAUGAUGGAGUACGUCAAGAACAACAAGGACGGCUUGAUCAAGGAGAAGGGCUCGAAGGAGAGCAAGAAGGGGACCAUUUCGCGGAAGACGGCUGAAAAGAUCCUAGCGGCCAAGUACAUCCGUUCAUUGGUAGAGCCCGGUGAGGCGGUUGGUAUCGUUGCCGGUCAGUCUAUCGGCGAGCCGUCCACACAGAUGACACUGAACACGUUCCACCUGGCUGGUCACUCGGCCAAGAACGUCACUCUCGGUAUCCCUCGUCUUCGCGAAAUUCUCAUGACUGCCAGCGCCAGGAUCUCGACGCCAGCCAUGACUCUUGUGGUCAACGAGGAGCUCUCCGUGGAGGAUGCGGAAAAGUUCGCCAAGUCGAUCAGUGCCCUGGCGUUGAUGCACGUUACGAACGAAGCCGUCGUGAGGGAAGAGGUCGGCCGCGGUCUAGGACUGCCGGUUGCCAAGAAGUUCCAUAUCCGGUUGCGGUUCUUCGAGGCUGAGGAGUACACGAAGAUGUACGCGAUCACCAUCCACGACGUGCUCAACACCGUGGAGCGGAAGUUUAUCCCGCUGCUGUGCAGCCUGACUAAGAAGGAAAUCAAGAAGAAGCUCAAGGAGCACAGCGCUGCGACACCCGAGAUCGGUGUCAAGGUCGGCACCGUGGAGAUGGCGCCCACCGGGGCUGAGCGUGAGAGCGGUGGCGACGAGGAUGAUGACGACGACGAUGUCGAUGACGAUGCCACGGGCGCCGCUCUCAAGGCCAAGCGCUCCGAGGCUGUUUCGUACGGUCCGAAUGAUGAUGACGACGAUGCCAUUCAGCAGCAAUUACAACGCGAGACAGAAGAUGCUGAGGAGGGCGAAGAGCAGCUCGAGUUCGACGAUGAAGCGUACGGUGGUAGCCCCGAACCUGAGGAUGGUCUGGGUGACCAGAUGGACACCAUCCGGUCCAAGACGCGCGAGGACCGCAUUAAAAAUAAGAAUGAGCACGUUGCCCGGUUCCGGUGCGACGAGAAGGGUGGCGAGUGGGUUGAGUUCUGGCUCGAGUACGAGCCCACGAUCCCCAAGAUCCUCAUGCUCAGUCUGGUCCAGGAGGCGGUCAAGAAGUCUACCAUCCAGCAGAUCCCAGGCAUUGGCAGUGCCACGUUCGAGCCUAAGUACAAAAAGGAUCCUGUCACCGGCGAGCAGGUCGUCGUCGAGAAGCUGGUGCACACAUCGGGCUCCAACAUCCGCGCCAUGCAGCAGUAUGGCGACUACAUCAACCCGAACCGGAUCCAAACCAACGACAUCGCGCAGGUACUGGAGGUCUAUGGCGUCGAGGCUUGCCGCAAUAACAUCGUGCGCGAACUCAGCAGUGUUUUUGCCGGCCACGGUAUCGCUGUCGAUCAACGCCAUCUGAACCUCAUUGCCGACUUCAUGACCAGGAACGGCGGCUUUACGCCCUUCAACCGUAUCGGCCUGACUCACAACGUGAGCCCAUUCACCAAGAUGAGCUACGAAACCACGGUCGGCUUCCUCAAGGAUGCAGUCCUCGAUGGUGAUUGGGACACUCUUGCCACACCAUCCAGCAGAUUGGUGGUUGGCAAGCUCGGCACCAUGGGUACGGGCUCGUUCGACGUCCUAACACGGGUGCCGACCGAGCAUCGGGUCACUGCGUUUUAA